AUGGCCGCUAUAGUUUCUAUGCCUCCCACUCUUCCCAGACUUGAUAAAGCUCUGGAGAUCCAGGACUUUAGCAAGAGCUGUGCUCUAUACAACGAGCUCCUCGAUGAUGCGGAUCAGCCUGCCGUUGCUGAUGAGCACAUUGGGAAUCUAGCCGAAAUGUUCGUCCGUCACAAGGCUGACAAGUUUCUUGGUAUUCAUUUGAUCCACGGCCACUUCAAAAUUCCCAAGAACACCGUCAUGCUUGGGACCAAUUUUGAGAACAACUCUCUUAGAUGGACGAGAAUCACCCAUGUCAGCGGCAUCGACCCUUCUCGUGUCCAUGGGCAUAUUUUCGCCCUCACUCAGGACGGCUUGUGCGCGUACGAGUUACAAGAUGGACCUCUUCCGGAUCUGUCUAGCGUGGGACCUGGAUUCCUUGAUGAAUUCCUCACGUAUAUUCUCAACAACAAUCUCACCAGUAUCAUUGGCCUACAAGUCCUUGGCUGCGGAGAUGACUCUAUGGAGGAGCUUAUUCUAGAUGAAGGAACUGUCAUGGUGAACUCGAUUUUUUUGAAGAACACCGUGCCGACCCGCACCACAGGCUGGAAAUUCGAGAAUUCCGAUGGCAAUCCACGUGUUUGUGCAUCAAACGAAACACAUGCGAAAAUCAACACGGGCAAUCACAGGGUCUUCAAUGCAGGAAAGCCUAUUCCUAAGUUGGAGAAUGUCGAAGACUUGAAAGCCGCUCUUGCUAUGGUCGGUGUCCUUUAG
Messenger RNA from Penicillium cinerascens, 750 nucleotides. RefSeq lists its product as uncharacterized. NCBI's taxonomy places the organism in Eukaryota, Fungi, Ascomycota, Eurotiomycetes, Eurotiales, Aspergillaceae. The transcript is spliced from 2 exons. The record is from RefSeq and is a predicted model, not a curated record. Bases 1 to 750 code for a protein of 249 amino acids.